UCUGACUGGCCUAUCGAGUAAAUGCGUAUAUGUUGCCGACACUUUUCCCAUCAAAACACAAACCAAAAUUGAGUGAUCGAAUUCGAGUGGCGCGGGCAAAGGAGCAAGCGAAGCGAAAAGGACGACGAGCAGCACGCAGGACACGUGUGCGUGUGCGUGUGAGUGUGGGGGAUGGAAGAGGAAGCAGCAGCACUGGCCAGCCAUUCACCCACCAGCGCUGACGCAGUCGAGCCAGCUUCGAACGAAUUGGGCAAAAUUUAAUUCACGCCGCCGGGACUUGAAAUUUACGGUAGCCGAAGGAGCAGGAGCACGAGCAGAUCAGGAUCACAGCAAAAUCAACACCAUGUAUCGGCUAGCGGUGCGAGAUCAGUGCAAGUGCGCCCUGCAGCGUACGCUGCAGCAGACGACCGCAAACAACAGGCAGUUUGGGGGAAGCACCAGCGGAAGUGGAAGCCGGGAGCAUGGCAGGCGGCAACAGGAACAGCAAGGCGAUCAAGGACAUCAAGGAUACCAGAGCCUGCCGCCGCCACCGCAUAUGCGCGAAGCUGGCUUCGGCAAAGUGGUCCUUUUCGUCUCACCAUUGGCAGCUGUCGGCGGAGUCAUCACCUACGCAAAAUACGACAACGACUUCCGCAAAUUGGUGGAGAAGAAUGUGCCCGGCGCAGGUUCCGUCAUUAAGGUGGCUCUGCAGGAGGAGCCGCCAUUCAAGGACAUCACCAAGAACGUCAACGAUCAGAUCGAUAAGGUCAAGUCUGGCAUCGAGACAGUGACCUCCACCGUGGACUCUGUUACCUCUAAGGUGACGGGUCUGUUUGGCGGCGGCAGCGGCGAUGAUAAGUCCAAGAAGUCUAAAGUGGAGUCGGCGAAGGCUCCUCCUGCUGAGGAAAAGAAGGCCUCAAAACCUAGCGAAGUCAGCAAGACUGAAGCAAAGCCAGUGGUGAAAUCCGAGAAGCCAGCAGCACCGCCUGCGCCCGCCGCCAAGCCUAAGGAUAUUCCGCUGCCCCGCGACGUUAUUGAGUUGGAGAAGGCCAUCGAGCUGGCUGCUCAACUGGCCGUCAAGGAGUACAACGCCGCUAUAGGCGUUUUGAAGAGCUUUAACGACGAUGUCCGUAAGGUCGUUGACAAGGCCGUAGAGAAUGGAGAGAACUCUCUCUGGACCACGCUGAAAAAUCGCGCGAGUGCCCGUGAUACGGCAGUGGGUACGGCAGAGCGAGCAGCCCGUGAGGCUCAGGAGAAGAUUGUCGCCUGCGAGAUCGCCCUGAGUGCUGCGGCAACGGCACAAAACGCCAAAAAGGUGGAGGCGGUGCGCGACAAGAUCAAGAAGCUGGUGGACCACAUUGGCAACGUCAAGGACGAGCUCUACCGGCACAAGGACACGGCCAGUGUGUCAGACAAGUACUGGCGCAAUGUGGAGAAGGCGCGAAACUACUUCAUUGACGAGAUCGAGUCUAUCUUCCCCGGCCUCAGUUUGGCGGAUAAGAAACUAAAUCUGUCAAAGGAGGACCUAGACUUGUUCAUCCUGCACGCCUACACCCAUGUCCUGGCCUACCAGAAAGAGCUGCAGCGCUUGCAAACCGAUGGUGAGCUGCGCCUGAAGAGAGCCAUUGACUCGGUUCGCGGCGACAACGAUUCGGAGGCUUUGCGCGCCCAACUGGAAUACCACUUGGAGGCCGAGCGGCGCAAGUUGGCCGUGGAAAACCAGAAAAAAAUCUUCCACAUCCACGCCGAGUCUGAUAAGUUGUUGCGCCUGCAGCUUAAAAAACAAGCAGAGGCCCAUGCCGAUCACAUAAAGGACAUCGUGGCGCAGCGGGAGACCGAUCUGACGCGAAGCUUUAAGCGCGAGCUUGAGGACAAGCUGGCGACCGAAAAGGCUAACUAUAAGCUACAAUUGGCCGCGAUGCUCGGCAAACUGCGCGGAAUGGACGCCGCUCUAGCAGAGAUAGAGGAUGUGUUUCAAGAGCGUGCGGAUGCGGAGCGUACUGCCAAUCAGGCGCAGGCCCUUUGGGCCGCCUGCCAAGCUCUGUGGGCCUCCGUGCGCGCCGCCACUCCUGGCGUGCACUACAAGGAGAAGUUGCGCCCGUUAAAGAACGAAAUCAAUGCCAUUGCCAAGGUGGCUAAGGGUGACGACCUGGUGGCAGCCGUGCUGCAGAGUGUCCCGAUGGAGGCACAGGAACGCGGUGUAUAUCCUGAAGAUGCGUUGCGCGAGCGUUUCCUGAAUGUGGAGCGCGUGGCGCGACGAUUGGCUUUGGUGCCCGAGGAUGGAGCCGGUCUGCCAAUCUACUUCCUGUCCUAUCUGCAAUCGCUGUUCAUCUUGCGACCCGACAAUCCCAUAUCCAAGGACGAACUCGAGAACAAACCCUUCGACUAUAGCAAACUGGACACCUACGAUAUCCUAAACAGGGCCAGGUACCAUGUGGAUCGCAGCGAUUUCCUGCAGGCGCUCAAGUACAUGAAUCUGCUGCAGGGUGCAUCCCGCAAGAUUGCCGGCGAUUGGAUGAAGGAGGCUCGCCUCAUGCUGGAGACCCAACAGGCGGCCAACACCUUAAUGGCCCACGCCGCUGCCAGCGGACUCUUGUAUUUGUAGACUACGUCCCGUGUCCCCUUCCUCCAGAAACAAGAAGAUACACUUACUAUUUGUUAUUAGUCCAGGAGAAGAUGGUACGAAAGCCACUAAACGUGAAAGAUUACCAGCAAUAUGUAAUUUGUCCAAUUAGAGAUCACAGUUUAAACGAAAAAGCACUUAUAUAUAUAUAUUUGUAUCAUUUUGUUUAGCUUCAAUUAUACAAAUUAUACAUAGAAACCAUCAUUAUUAAAUCCACACCACAAAUA
Drosophila yakuba is the source of this 2829-nucleotide messenger RNA. RefSeq names its product MICOS complex subunit Mic60. The record is from RefSeq and is a predicted model, not a curated record. Gene Ontology annotation, biological process: cristae formation. NCBI's taxonomy places the organism in Eukaryota, Metazoa, Arthropoda, Insecta, Diptera, Drosophilidae. The transcript is spliced from 9 exons. The coding region runs from base 344 to 2584 and encodes 746 amino acids. Gene Ontology annotation, cellular component: MICOS complex.